AUGCUGCGCGACGCCGACGAGCCCGUGCGGCUGCGGGGAAGUCCCCCGCGAAAGGAAGAUCUGCCGAUGCCCCUGCUACCUCUGCUGUCGUUGCAGCUACAUCAAUCGAACUCCUCUUCGAUAGGGCUACCCAAGCACAACACGACGAUCGGUAUUUCCCCUUGGCGUCGGCAUUGGUCGCGUCAGGCGGCACCAACGGACUUGAAAGGUUGCCAGAUGGUUUCCCAGACCAGGCUGCAAGUAAAAAACGCAUCAACUUUAAGGCGUAUAGGCGCGUCGGCCGUUAAAAUUAGAGUUUCCUUACCGUUCAUCCUGACGAAGGAAGUGUGCUCCGGAGCAGUUGCAUUCCUAUGCGGGAAGCAUCCAUACAAAAACAACCCUCCAGCCAUCUCUACUGUUCAAGUAGAUAAUAUAGCUCAGGCCUGGGCCGGGGGUUUGCCGCAAAAGUGGCCAACCACCAAGUUGCAAUCUACAUACAAGCCGCAGAAACAUUGUUGUUACAUCAUACCAGAGUUUGAUGACCUGAAACGGCCCGGAGCAAUUAGUUCGUGGGUUCGAUCACAUCCUACCACAAAUCCGCAAUUCUGCCCUCUGAACCUGGCUGGUCGGUUUUCCGUUGCUGUCUUCGAUGAGGCGCAUACAUGGGUCCUGAUAUAG
Molecule: messenger RNA, 657 nt
Organism: Histoplasma capsulatum G186AR
Lineage: Eukaryota; Fungi; Ascomycota; Eurotiomycetes; Onygenales; Ajellomycetaceae
Exons: 1
Coding region: 1-657 (218 amino acids)
Source: RefSeq, a predicted model, not a curated record